AUGCUUUCUUUAUUUUUCAUUUACCCCGAAAUCAUUUAUUUAUUUCACACUAAUAUUCGCGUCGACAUUCUCUUCUUUCCUCUUCGUUUUUUUUCUUUUUUCUCUUCUUUUCUCUUUACUUCUUAUCUCCUCUUCAUCUCUCCACUCCUCUUCAUAUCCCCUCUCCUCUUAUCUGUUCUCUUCUCUCUUCUGUUCCCUACUCUUUCCUCCUCUAUUCCCUUCUCUUUUCCUCUCUUCACAUUUCUUCCCUUCUACUCUUUUCCCUCAUCUGCUUUUCUCUUUUCUUCACUUCUCUCUUCGCGUCACUCCUCUUCUCUUCUUCUCUCCCCUUCUCUUCUCUCUUCUCUACACUUUCUCCCACCUUCUCUUCUAUCAUUCCCUCUCGCCCUCUAUUUUAUUCUUUUCUCUUCUUUUAGCCUUUUCCUUCUUCUCUUCUCUUUUCUUUUUCUUCUUUCUUCUCUUCUCUCUUUUCUUCUAUUUUCUUCUCUCCUCUACUCUCUCCUCUUUUCUAUUAUUCUCUCUCUUAUUCUCUCUCUUUCUCUCUCUUUCUGUCUUAUCUCUCCACACUUUUAUUUCCAAUACCACACCCUACGGAGCCCCGUCCUUCUGCCAAGCCCUUCAGCUGUUUUCAUCCUUCCCCACCACCGCCCCUGUUUCAACCACGACUCCUCGCCACACACAUUCUUCAUUCCCUAA
Acanthosepion pharaonis is the source of this 696-nucleotide messenger RNA. The record is from the annotation of a GenBank genome assembly. Lineage: Eukaryota; Metazoa; Mollusca; Cephalopoda; Sepiida; Sepiidae.